UCUCCCUCUCCUAUCGCAGCACAAUGAAAGCCUGUGUUUCGCCGUGAGUCCGAGGAGCGGGAGCCGGUGUCAGGAAAGCGCUCGGAACAGACCUGAAAGAGAAAGGAAAAUACAAGCUACUUUUUUCUUCUUCCCCCCCACCCCAUCUAUAAAGCGAAGCAUUACAAGAGAUAGAGCCACAUUGCCUAUGGGAGUUCAGACCCUGUGAGCCACUGGCCGGGAAAGGAAUGUACGAAAGUGGACAGAAAAGUGGCUGGAUAUGACUCGGUGCAAUUUGCUGGAAGUUUGUAAGUUUGACCAUCGUUUGUAAAUUACUCUCGGAAGACUUUGUCUCUCUUGAUACUGUAUUAGAAUAGAACUUGGGGGCGAGGGAUAAAAACGUAAGUGGGAAAGGGGAAGAAAUGUUUUGAAGGAGCUUUCUCAGUAGCCAGCCACUUCAGAGUGCUUUCAUUUAAAACUAAGCAACCUAAGAGGGAAUCGGGAUUUUUGCCGGUGAUUGGAUUAGCUUGAAGAAAAGAGCAUGGUCCUGAAGUCCAAUUACAGACGUUGUUAAGACCGAAAAGCUGUCUCCUUUGGGGAGAAGACUACAUUCUACCGUGCCCCCCAGGAGGACACCGGAGGGAGAAAAAGGGACAGAGAAACCAAGACAGUCUGCCUUGAUUUCCUACACUUCGAACAUGACUUCCGAAGCCCUGGAAAACAGCCCUGUUGUUUGUUUUCUAACCUGAGCAGAAGUGAAGGCUGCUGGUUACAGAGACCAGGCUGGAAAUGUGUUUCUCUGCAGAAACACCCCCAUAAAUAAUUUUCUGAAGUAACUUGGUGAGGGGGAGGCCGGGCCUCUGUUAAUGACCCUUUUGAUUCCUUUUGCUAUGCGUUUCUGUCUCUUUCUUGAUGAUCCCUGAAUUCUUGAGCUAUCCCCCAGACUUUGUGUUUACAAAGUACCUGGAGGCUCUUGUCAGCCUGGUGGGGGAGAAAAAGAUCUACAACUCUCUCGAACUUCUCCUGAGCUGUCAAAUGCAAUUAGAGUAAGUUGAUCAGGGUUUGUUUCUAACUUCCCUUCUCCAAUUGGUUUCUAAUCUUUCCCCCAACCCUCUUGCUACUCGCUCCCCUCCCCCACACCUCCUCCACUGUCUCCCCACCCUCUGAAGACCUUUAUUCAUGUGGCCCUGAACACUGAAACCAGCUUUGCCUGCAAUACUCAGCCCCAGCCUCUUGCACCUCACCAUCCCAGAGGCAGUAAUCACUGUGUCCAACAAGAUGGGGGACACAGCGCCCCCGCAGGCCCCCGCAGGAGGUUUGGGGGGGGCUUCUGGGGCGGGGCUCCUUGGAGGGGGCUCAGUCACCCCUAGAGUGCACAGUGCUAUUGUGGAACGCCUGCGGGCUCGCAUUGCUGUCUGCCGACAGCACCACCUGAGCUGUGAAGGACGCUAUGAACGUGGUAGGGCUGAGAGCUCAGACCGAGAAAGGGAAAGCACUAUGCAGCUUCUCAGCCUGGUCCAGCAUGGCCAGGGGGCAAGGAAGGCUAACAAACAUGCCAAGGCUACAGCCACAACUGCCACCACCACAGCCCCUGCACCGCCCCCUGCUGCCCCUUCUGUGGCCUCCCAGGCAGCAGCCACAGCCCCACCACCUCCACCAGACUACCACCAUCACCACCAGCAGCACCGGCUGACCAGUAAUGAUAAUGGUGGGAUAAACAGAGAACAGCAACCACCAGCUUCGACCCCCGGGGACCAGCGCAACUCGGCCCUGCUUGCGCUCCAGGGCUCCUUGAAAAGAAAACAAAUAAUCAACCUGUCUCCUGCCAACAGCAAGAGGCCCAAUGGCUUUGUCAACAACUCCUUCCUAGAUAUCAAAAGGAUCAGGGUUGGAGAGAACCUUUCCACAGGUCAGGGGACCCUCCCAGUAAAUAAUGGACAAAGUCAUAUGAUGCCAGGACCCUUGACCAUGAGCCAAGCACCCCUGAGAAAGACGAAUGCUCCGCCCCCUCCUUUGCAGUCUCCUAGCAACACCAUGUUUAACAUGGGCUUAAAGGAGGUGAAGAAAGAGCCUGGGGAGACCGUGUCUUGCAGUAAGCAUGUGGACAGCCAAAUGACGCAGGAGAGUCGGUUUGGAGAUGACCCUGGAGAGCAACUGAUGGACCCCGAACUGCAGGAACUGUUCAAUGAGCUGACCAACAUAUCAGUGCCUCCCAUGAGUGACCUGGAGCUGGAGAACAUGAUCAAUGCCACUAUUAAGCAGGACGACCCAUUCAGCAUUGACUUGGGUCAGCAGAGCCAGAGGAGUACACCUAGACCUUCCCUGCCCAUGGAGAAGAUGAUUAUCAAAAGCGAAUAUUCACCUGGUUUGACCCAGAGCACCUCAGGCUCUCCCCAGCUAAGGCCCCCAUCAGCUGGCCCUGCAUUCUCCUUGGCCAACUCUGCUCUCUCUACUUCAUCACCAAUCCCCACAAUUCCCCAGAGUCAGCCUCAGCCUCAGACAGCAGCAGUAACAAAUAGGGCUCUGCCGAGCUGGCAAGAAGUAUCCCAUGCCCAGCAGCUCAAGCAGAUAGCUGCAAAUCGUCAGCAGCAUGCACGGAUGCAGCAGCAGCAACAGCAGCAGACUCCUCCCAGCUGGCCAGCCCUGCCCUCCUCUGCUGCGCCAUCCCCAGGGGCAUUUGUGCAGGAAAGCAUCCCCAGUCCUUCCUUUGGCCAACAGCCAUUCAACCCACAGGGGUCAUCUAUGCCUGGGGUAGCCAGCAGCAGCAACCAGUCCAAAGCAGUGACCAACUAUGCGUACAAGGCUAGCCCCUCAGCCCAGGCUGGACACCUGGAUGUGCUUCUGCAGCAAAAGACUCAGGAUCUCAGUCGAAGUUUUAUUAACAACCCGCACUCAACCUUGGAGCCCCGACAUGGCAACACCAAGCCUCUGUUCCAUUUUAACUCAGACCAAGCAAACCAGCAGAUGCCUUCUCUUUUGCCUUCCCAGAGCAAGCCUUCUCUCCUGCACUACACGCAGCAGCCGCAGCAGCCACAGCAGCAGCAACAACAACAGCAACAGCAAGGCUCGCUGGCAGCUCAACAACAGCAGCAACCACCACAGAGUUCAUUGGUAGCUCAGCAGCAGCAGCAGCAACACCAACAGCAAGGCUCGAUGGCAGCUCAGCAACAGCAGCAACCACCACAGAGUUCGUUGGUAGCUCAGCAGCAGCAGCAGCACCAACAGCAACAGCAAGGCUCCAUGGCAGCUCAACAGCAGCAGCAGCAGCCGCAGCCGCAGCAGCAGCCACCAUCCCAACCCACCCAACCUUUAUCAAGCCAGUCUUUGCUAAGGUCACCCAUGCCACUUCAGCAAAAGAUCAUGCUUCAGAAAAUGCAGCCUCAGCCCAUCGCAGGCCUGGGAUAUCAAGUCGCUCAACAGCACAGACAGGAUCAACACACUGUGGUAGGCCAGAACACAGGCCCCAGUCCAAGUCCCAACUCCUGCUCGAAUCCAAACACGGCAAGUGGUUUCAUGAACUCCCAGCAGUCUCUGCUGAAUCAGCAAAUGAUGGGAAAGAAACAGACCCUGCACAGGCCAGCCAUGGAGCCCAAGCAACAGCUCCUCCUCCAACAGCAGAUGCUGACUGAUUCGGAGAAACUUUCCCCUCAGGAUCAGAUGAACCGACACCUGACAAGACCACCCCCGGACUACAAGGACCAAAGAAGAAACUCGGGAAGCUUGCAGCCAGCCACUCAGUAUUCUGGUGGCGCAUCUACGGUGAAUAUAAACUCUAACCAGACUUUGACAAACCCGGUCUCAACACACACCCUUCUGACGCCAAACCCCAGCCUCAUGUCGUCAACGUCCCAUGGGAUGAGAGUGCCACUGUUGUCCACAGCAGUUCAGAGCAUGGGAGUGUAUGGAAACCUGCCUUGUUCCCAGCCCGGCACCUACAACGUCACUCCAGCAAUGAGUCAGCUGACCCAACAGAGAAACACGACUCCACUGAUAACCAAUCAGAACAACCCCCUGAUACCACGGCCAUCUCCCUUAGGGGCAAAUAACUGUAACAGUGUGGCCACCUUUGCAGCCGGAGCUGUUGGCAGUUCACAACAACUGAGGCCAAGUUUGCCCCACAGUUUAGCAGGCAUGCCAGCCCAGAGGUCGUCCACCGUCAUGAUCACAUCCAACACGACAGCAACAAACUGGGCUUCUCAAGAUGUAACAGCGAAACAACAGGAAGCCCUCAAAUCCACAGGAGUCCGCUUCCCAACAGGAAGUACACCUGCAGCCUAUACCCCAAACCAGUCCUUGCAAGCAGGAGUGGGGAGCCAGCCCUUUUCCCAGAGGGCAGUGGCGCCCCCUAGCCAGUUAACGCCAGCAGUACAAAUGAGACCUAUGAACCAAAUGAAUCAGGCACUAAAUGGGCCGACUCUGGGUCCACUCAGGGGUUUGAACCUCAGACCUAACCAGCUGAGCUCGCAGAGUCUGUCUAAUAUGAAUCCGUCAGGCACAGGAUUGAAUCAGGCGCGGACAGGCACCAGCCAGCCCCCAUCCCUGACGCCCAACGCUUUUCCUUCAUCCAACCAAAGCUCCAGGGCUUUUCAAGGCACUGACCAUAGCAGCGAUUUAGCUUUUGACUUUCUCAGUCAACAGACUGACAACAUGGGCCCUGCCCUAAAUAGUGAUGCUGAUUUCAUCGACUCUUUAUUGAAGACAGAGCCUGGCAAUGACGACUGGAUGAAAGACAUCAACCUUGAUGAGAUCCUGGGAAGCAAUUCCUAAGAGAAAAGGACGGCGGUUCACGGGCUCCAGGCAGUAGCUGCCAAGGACCCUGUAAUGCUAAGUUGCCGAUCAGCAUCCGAGUGAACUCAGGCAUCCAAACGGAAAGCUGACAGUAACUACGGUGAUCAACACGCUGGUUCGUUCUUGUUUCAAAAAUCCCGAGCCUGAUAUUAAAACAUUGGGAUGGCUUUUCCCUGCCUGAGCGUCAGGACGCGAUGUCCAGUUUAUCCAAACACAACUGUGAUGUUGGUGUGUAGUUAAUUAUGUCAAACGGUCUUCCCAAGUUCCUUUUCUUGGUGAAGGAAACACAGAGGAACUUGAGGCUUGUUUCAAUCCCGUAUGGCAGACAGGUGUUAGUUCUAAGCAACAGGCAGUAGACUGCCAUCUGCUCUGGUAGGUAAGGAUGCUUAGGUUUCUCCACUAUCUUUUCUUUUACUUUCCCUAAUACUUGCAGGAAAGAUUGACAUAUGGUUGUUUGGAGUAACUAAGAGAGCACCAGAGCACCAAGAAGCCAUCCAGCAGAUUGGACGAUUUCUUCCCCAGCUGCGGUCCUCAUUUUGCAGUUUUCCCAGUUUUCCCACGUGUUUUGUAUUUUGGUGGGAUGCUGUGUCUUGUGAUAAAACAGGAAUGCAGGACUUACAGCUUGCAUGGGGCUUCCCUGCUGAUUUUUAUAGCUAACCAAGACUUGUCCCAUCACCCCAAAGUAUCAGUGCACAACGGCCUACAUCAAAUUUCACUUAAAAAAUUGAAUUUUGCCAUGUAGGAGACAAACAUGGCCACAAGUAACCAGAGAUGUUUCUAACUAUGAUUGAUGCCCAUGGUUGUGCCCAAGCAGAAUGAAAUUGAGCCUUGACCUCUUUUUUUUUUUUUUUUGGUAGCCUGAGACUUGUUUGUAAGGAAUGAAGGUUUGAAUUGGAGUGAGAUUAGAGCGCCCUAUUUGGAUUGGAGAUAGGGAACAGGAGAAGGGUAUGAGGAUUGGCACAGAGCCUUUUCACAGAGUGUAGAGGAAAUCAUAACUGAGACAACAGAGCCUUCCUUGGACAUAGCACUUGGACUUGGGUGGACAGCUGAGCCCAGUGUCGGCCAUGCAUAGCCACUCUCCAUGACACAGGGAAGUUUUACCAUAUGCUGCCUGGGCCCUUCUUAUCCAGCCUUCCUCCCUCAGGGGUGACUUUUGUUGGGUCACUGGAGCCCGGUGUCCACAUCUAUGUCCACUGCAGAGCAGAGGAGGUGUGCAGGUCCAAGAUGGCUCUAAAAUACCGCCACCACUAGCCUAAAGCCAGAGAAUCGAAGGGUACUUGUGACCUUUGAGCUAGACAGUCACACACUUAAACAUCAAGUGUGGUUUAACUCAAGUUGUUUGAGGCACCAAAUCUUCACGAAUCUGUUCAGAAAAGGAACACAUUUUUUAAAGCUCUCUUCUAGACUUCACGAUGCCUUUGGGCUCCCACCUCCCUAUCUACUGCACCAAUAGCACUGGCCCAGCAUCUUUCCCGUGCUGAUUUGUAAAUAUUAAUAACUUACUUGUUUUUGUAAACUUUUGUAAAGAAUAUUUUGGUAGAAAUACUUAAAACAUAUUCUUUGGAUUAUAUUUAUACAUAUGUGAAAUAAAUAUACUAUCGAAAGGUUAUAUUUUAUACAAAAAGUAAAUUGUUACCUUUUGUAUGCUAAUAUACAAAGUUUUGUAUAAUACGAUGGUUUAUUUUUAGCUCUACACUUAAACCGUAGUGAUGGAGUGGAAACUUUUAAAAACUAUCAAGAGGCUUGCUAGAUGAAUUUAUAUUCUGAAACCUCCGUGAAAGCAUUCCAGGUUUCCAUCCCGCCCUGUCGUUGCCGUGUUUGCCAGCUCUGAAUUCUUUAUUAAGCCCAUGGUUCUCGUGUCUUAUUUGAUUAUUCUGCUGUGCAUACUGUACCGGUCCCUGUAGCAUGUGUUCUACUGUGUGUUUCCCCAUUAUACGAAACAAUGUUUCUCCAUGCAGAAAGAGAGGAAAAACACUGUGUAUAUAAAUACGCAUUUUUUGUGGCUCCUCCAGAUUACUGCACAGAUCUGCAGGAUUUCCCAGUUGCAGCCCCGUGAUUCAGCUUCUUCUCACCCUCACACAAACAGCGCAGUUUGUAGCAGCUGUCCAGUUGUUCCACUGAAGAGGCAACGCAAACAGAAUGGCUGGUUUUUCUUCUAUCUUAAUGUGAAUUUCAUAAUUAAUGUGUAUUUAUUCAGCUAUUCAUUAAAAUACAGGAUUCUUUGGAGGGUGUAAUCUAUAGUUUCUGUUUGUGGGCAGCCUAUUACCAAAGAUGAUGUAAUUUCCCGAAAGCUGAGAUAAUGACAAUUUGAUAGACACACUUAGCAGAGCCUCAGAUUUACAACGUAAGAGCCAUUGGGACACAAACUCCCAUUGAUAGAAAUGCCAGACUACUUCAUUGCUGACAUUGCUUGUCAUCCUGAUACACAACAGAGAAGGCAGGAGUCAUUUUUCUUUCUUUUUUUAAAUUCAGAGACACAAAAGUAAUGUAGGUAAAUAAUUCCUUCUUGGCUUUGUGUUCAGCCCAAUGAAAUGAGUCACCAAGUGAGGUGCUGGUAUUGCCUGCAUCGCCGUCCUGAACCCACGAAUGUAAAGAUCCAACUUGUAACAUGAAUAUUUUGUAUUGUGUGUAAUUUCAUGUGUAAAAAAAAAAAUAG
This is a messenger RNA of Chionomys nivalis (European snow vole), 7423 nucleotides long. RefSeq names its product mastermind like transcriptional coactivator 2 (gene Maml2). Gene Ontology annotation, molecular function: transcription coactivator activity. Gene Ontology annotation, biological process: Notch signaling pathway; positive regulation of transcription of Notch receptor target. Bases 1258 to 4746 code for a protein of 1162 amino acids. Gene Ontology annotation, cellular component: nucleoplasm; nuclear speck. NCBI's taxonomy places the organism in Eukaryota, Metazoa, Chordata, Mammalia, Rodentia, Cricetidae. The transcript has 5 exons. The record is from RefSeq and is a predicted model, not a curated record.